AUGUUAGCCGAAUCCAGUGCUCCCGUAGAUGCAUGCCGCCAAGUUAAAUGCCCGAAAUGUGGGAAGAUUACCUGGGCGGGUUGCGGCCAACACGUCGAAGCGGUCAUGCAAACAGUCAAAGAAGAAGACAAAUGUACCUGCCCGCGAAACUGA
This is a messenger RNA of Psilocybe cubensis, 153 nucleotides long. RefSeq lists its product as uncharacterized. Lineage: Eukaryota; Fungi; Basidiomycota; Agaricomycetes; Agaricales; Agrocybaceae. The coding region runs from base 1 to 153 and encodes 50 amino acids. The record is from RefSeq and is a predicted model, not a curated record. The transcript is spliced from 3 exons.